CUGGUGAAACUCUGCUCUUGUGUCUAUUUGUGUUUAGUUGGGGCUCUUCUAAACUAGUGAGUUUAAAGCAGUACAGAUUCCUCACAGAGAGUGAACACUGACACUGGUGAACAGCCCAUAGCCAGAGCAGAGACAGAGCAUUGAACAUGCUGAACAUGAAGACUCCUGGAGCUGUGCUGCUGUUGCUGUGGUCUGGUCUGGUUGUGGUUGCAGCAGAGAGUGGAGGCCUCCAGGAUGAAGCUACAGGUGCAGCCCCUGCCUGCCCCCAACAGAACUCCCUGUCUGAGGUGCAUGCUGGUCUGAGAGAGAUGGCAGCUCUGAUGGAGGAGCAGAGAGGGGAGUUCAGACUUGCUAAAGCACAAAUAGAGACACAAAUAGAGGAACUGAAGAAAGCAAAUGGAGACAGUAAGGUGGCCUUCUCCGCCUCCUUCUCAGUGUCGGCUGACAAACACAUCGGGCCCUUCAACACAGAAACUGCCCUGGUCUUCAACCAUGUCUUCAUCAAUAUUGGCAGCGCCUACAACCCAAACACAGGUGUCUUCACGGCUCCCGUGAGAGGAGUGUACCAGUUCAGCUACCACAUCUUUGCUGGAGGUGAUAACGGAGUUGGAGCUAACCUCCGAAAGAACGGCCAGCACGUGGUGGUCGCCUACAACCACAAAGCCCCCCACGACAUCAACACCUCCCAAGGGGUGUCUCUGCUGCUGGAGGUGGGCGAUAAAGUGGCCUUGAUUCUGGAGAAAGGGUGGUGGUUGGCUGCUUACACUGCUCACCCCACCACAUUCAGCGGGCAACUCCUCUUCCUCAUGUGAUGGAGAAGUAACACACAUGCACACACACACAUACAGACACUCACACAGCCACACCUACACACAAAGCUCACACACACAGACACUCAUAUACACACACACAUACUCACUCACACACUCCUACAGCAUGCACUUGCUUACAACACACUCACAUGAACACACAAAUACACAUUCUCUCCUUUAUAACAGCUGUGAUGAUUUUAUUGCAAGUACAGAUGGUUUUACUAUGUGGUGUUUCACAGUGCACCGUGUAUGAAAAUAAAUGAUCAUUUGGAUCAAUAUGUA
Molecule: messenger RNA, 1094 nt
Organism: Clupea harengus (Atlantic herring)
Lineage: Eukaryota; Metazoa; Chordata; Actinopteri; Clupeiformes; Clupeidae
Product: complement C1q-like protein 4
Molecular function (GO): protein binding
Source: RefSeq, a predicted model, not a curated record